UAUGUGGGGCGGUUGGAGCAGUGGAACAUGUUUAAACGUCUGGUGUGGAGAAAGCAGACAGCUGGGUGUGUUUUAAGGAAGGCAAGGAGGACCUGAGGUUUUUGUUGUUGUUUAUUCAAGGGAUUGGAAGUGUUGCAUUUGAAUUAUUAUUUGAGAGGGCAAAAAGAGCUUUAAGAAGCAAGCCUUCUGAUUAAAAUUCAGCCUCUCGAAGAGGAAAGGUAAAAGUGACUACCAGAAUGACAACUUCCUUGCUUUAUAACAUGAUCUUUCUGCUGGCAUUUGGAUUGGCUUCAGCUUUCAGCCACAGCCCUAGGACCCCUGACAGGGUUUCUGAAGCAGAUAUUCAAAGGCUCCUCCAUGGGGUUAUGGAGCAAUUGGGCAUUGCUAGACCUCGGGUAGAAUAUCCAGCGCACCAGGCUAUGAAUCUGGUUGGUCCACAGAGCAUUGAAGGUGGUGCGCAUGAGGGUCUCCAGCACUUGGGUCCUUAUGGCAAUAUCCCAAACAUUGUGGCUGAGCUGACAGGAGAUAACGUACCAAAGGAUUUCAGUGAAGAUCAAGGAUAUCCUGACCCUCCAAAUCCCUGCCCUAUUGGAAAAACAGUUGAUGAUGGGUGUCUAGAAAACACCCCAGACACAGCAGAGUUCAGCAAGGAAUAUCAGCUGCACCAACACCUGUUUGAUCCAGAGCAUGACUAUCCCAACAUGGGCAAGUGGAGCAAGAAUUUACUCUUUGAGAAGAUUAAUGGUGGUCCAAAAAGAAGAAAGAGGAAACCAAAAAGCCCACUGGGUUCCCAUUCUGCUUUCUGUGGUCCCUGCCGCUCCUCCAUGCCCUUCUGCACAGACCGAGAGUGUGGGGAGAACACCUUCUGGAAACGGAUUGGUCUUUUGGGUCAGAAUGUCCCUAUUUUAGGUUAAGAGUGUGAACCCGUAUCUGCAAGGACAGCGACUGGAUAAUGUUGUAGCAAAGAAGUCUGUUCCACAUUUUUCAGAUGAAGAGAAGAGUCCUGAAUAAGUACAAUAAAAAUGAAUGAUGAAAACUCAUGCCAUCCUCUGCUAGAUCGUAAUAUUGCUUAUAUAUAAUCAUCUAUUAAAAUCCUUGUGAAUGGCAGCAUGUUUAUUAUUUAUAUAAUUGUAGAUGAAAAGCAGCUGUAUUUGUAACAGUAUGUUCUCCUAGAUAACAAAAAUAUGGUUCUGCUUUUUGUUAAGUUACGGUAAAAGGACAUUUCUGUUGUUUUUAUUUUAGCCAUGGAGCAAACUCUAAAAAUGUUAGUCAUUUUAAUAGCUAACGUGAGGUAAAUGGUCUUAAUGAGCAGCUUGUAAAUAGGAAGAUGUAAAAAAAUGCCCGGUCUGACUCCAACAUUUAAUCUUAAAUGUUACUAUGUUUGACACAUGAAAAUUAUAGUUUUAUGUUUUGUUCACAAAUAUUGUUACUUAGCAAAGACAAAGUAUUUAUUUUACCCAGAGAAUUUUGGCUUUUGGUCCAUUUUAAUAAACAUUUAAGCAAUCUACAAGGUUUGCAAAGUGACAUUUUCCAAAAUAUUUCAGAGGCUCGUUUGUCUCAGUUAUAGCUGUGCAAAUUUAAAAAUUAAAGAACUGCUUUUUGACUCUAUCCACUGGAAUAUUUUUCUGUUAGUUUUAAUCAUUCCAUGUCCACAGCUUUUCUGAUCACUUGCACAUUGUUCUUCCUUAUCUAUGGUACUGUUGUGUGGAAAUUCAUCUCCCCCGCUGUUCUUUCUCUUAGUAACAGCAGCAUUGGUGUAUUAUAAUGUCCUUAAAUUAUCUAUCUCUGUGAUAUUAUAAGUGAAGAUGGAGACAUUUCUCUGUGUUAAUAAGGUUGUGUCAACAUCCUCUGAAUCUAAAUCCAGAAUAUAAAGGUCAUUACAGUUUAAGAUCUUCAGAACAAAUAUUAUGCUGUCAUAACACUGGUAGCUAUCACUGCUUUUGAAGUUGCUCCGGGAAGCUUAAAUUGCCUUUUUGCCUCUAGGAGAUUGAAGAACUUUAUAUUGCAGCAAACUGAGCCUGUCCCUUUCUGAAAGAUGAGAAUACAAAAUUACAGAAAAAUUUCAAGCCAUGUGCAUUGCCAUUGGAAUUAUGGAAAACAGCAUUAGCUUACACUUUUGAACUUCACAUUUAUGGAGAGGGAAAAAUAAAAAAUAAAAAGGUAAUUUCCUAAUUUCCUUCCCUGUCCUACAGAAAGACAGUAAAAUAAUGACAACCGCUUGGCGGGGGGGAAAUAAAUAAAUAAAUAAAAUAAACUAACAGAAACUAAAGGUCCUAACUACGCAGGAUUAAAGUUAACAGGAUGGCACAAAUAUGACUCUGUAUGGCAUUUGCUUUUUCCAUCCCAGUACUUUGUAAUAAAUCGUGUGUGCAGAGUCAGUCCUCUCACGUCAUUUAUGGGUAGAUUGCAAAACUCUCUAAUGUUCUAGGCCAAACUAUCACGUCUUUCAUCAUAUUUCCUCUUUAAAAAAAAAUCCCGGAAAAGCAAACUAAGUAGUGUAAUGACAGUGAAGUUUAUACUCACAUGUGACACGAAAUUGAAGAGUUUCUGUGAAUCACAGAGCUCCUUCAACUUCUAGUGCCUUGAAUGGGAUGGGAGUAACCCAGCUGCUCAUGGGAGAACUUGUGUUCUCUGCUUCUUAAGAUUAAUCUUUUUAUCUGCACUCCUGCUUAGUCUUCACACAGGUAUUGGGAGUCUCAGAGUUGUUGAGAGAGUUGGUUGUCUCCAAAACCAGAAAAAAAACUAUAUAUCAUGGCUUGAAUUUGAAAUCAGAGCCCACUGAUGCCCAGUGGCCCAGAGGAUGUGAAAUGGUGAUUCCUUCCACCCCACCACCAGCCACAAGGUUUCCAGUUGGUCAGAGGUUUGAUUUCCCUUUGUAAGAAACUUCUGUUUCUUCAGAUAGCCAGCUGUCUUAUCAAUACUUCUGAAGUAAUCUGAACUACAUUCUGUCCUCAUUAGCUCAAAUAAAAUCCAUUUUAAUCACAAAACAAA
Messenger RNA from Columba livia (rock pigeon), 2991 nucleotides. RefSeq names its product secretogranin V (gene SCG5). NCBI's taxonomy places the organism in Eukaryota, Metazoa, Chordata, Aves, Columbiformes, Columbidae. Bases 237 to 914 code for a protein of 225 amino acids. Gene Ontology annotation, cellular component: secretory granule. Gene Ontology annotation, biological process: regulation of hormone secretion; neuropeptide signaling pathway. Gene Ontology annotation, molecular function: enzyme regulator activity. The record is from RefSeq and is a predicted model, not a curated record. The transcript is spliced from 7 exons.